Salvia splendens (bonfire salvia) is the source of this 1560-nucleotide messenger RNA. Its product is annotated as probable LRR receptor-like serine/threonine-protein kinase At3g47570. Gene Ontology annotation, molecular function: protein binding. The coding region runs from base 351 to 1088 and encodes 245 amino acids. The transcript has 3 exons. The record is from RefSeq and is a predicted model, not a curated record. NCBI's taxonomy places the organism in Eukaryota, Viridiplantae, Streptophyta, Magnoliopsida, Lamiales, Lamiaceae.
AAAAGGACUAUUUGCAUACUAUUUUCAUUUGUUCGGGAUUCAAAGAUAAAAAAAAGUCAAUGUUCUAGACCACAAUCAUAAAAUAGUCAUAAGUUUAGGACCAAAAAUAAACUCUACUCUCCGUCGAUCUAAAUUUGAGAUGAAAUAUUCUUAUAAAAUUGAUGAAUUUGUUUGGCAAAAACAGCUGCAUGGCAAUUGAAACCCAUAUUUGUCAAAGUACCUUCAAAGAACUUUCACCAACGUAAUUCUCAUUACACUUCCAUUUUAUACAGGCCCAAAAAUAAAAGCCCAAGAUUGAACCCCAAGAUGGGCUUCACCAAUGUAUUCACAACCCAUUUAGGUGUGAUCUGAUGGUAGAUAUGGAAGCCAAUUGGACCGCCGGAACCUCUGUUUGUACAUGGAGAGGAGUUACUUGUGAUUCAUCUAAUAGUAGAGUGACUCAUUUACAUCUCAACUAUAAGGGACUCAGAGGUUGCAUCGCACCAGAAAUUGGAAAUAUUUCUUUUCUCGUUUCGGUAGAUUUGAGCGACAACUAUUUCCAUGGCCCCCUACCAAAGGAUAUUUGCAGAUAUAACAACCUUCCUAGACUCAAAGAACUUCAGCUUUUCAAUAACAAAUUGGAGGGAGAAAUACCAAUGAGUUUGGGUGAAUGUCCACAACUUGAGCUUCUUGAUUUGUCAUUCAACAACUUUAGUGGACAUAUGCCUACACAAAUUGGGAACAUCACACACCUUAAGACACUAGACCUUGGUUUUAACAAUCUGAGAGGUACUAUUCCCAAAGAAAUUGGCCUUCUUAAGAAGUUGAAGGUGAUGGAUUUGUCUUAUAACAAACUUAGCGAAUCAAUCCCAAGAGAAGUGUGGAAUAUGACAAAUCUCAUUCAAUUAUGGCUUUCAGAUAAUUUUCUAAGUGGAGUUAUUCAACAAGAGAUUGGUCAUCUUGCUAAUUUUCAACGGUUGGGCAUGAGCUCGAACGAAUUGUCAGGGUCUUUGCCGUCAGCCGUUUUAUCAACAUAUCUUCUUUGGAUACCAUUGACCUAUCAAGUAACACACUUUGUGGUGCAUUUCAUUCGGAAAUUCAGAACUUGAAAGCACUGACACUCUUAAGGCUUGGGAACAUUGGCAUGAUUUCUAACUCUUGAAAGCACUGACACUCUUAAUUUAAGCAUAUUCUUGCAUUAUAGCAUUAAUUUGCAACUUGCACGUAGCAUUAAAUGAUCUCUUAUUCUCUCCAACAACUUGAAUGGUGAGCUCCCAUUCUCCAUCUGUUACUUGACAUCCAUUGAAUGUUUUUGUUGGGCAUUUUAUAAAUAUCAUAAAAUGGCAUGCAUGCAUGCAUAUUUUUCAAUUUGAUUCUUAUCGUUGGUUUAUCUUUCAAAUAUACUUGUUUUAAGGUCCAAUACCAUCCACAAUCGGAAAUCUUUCAAAUCUGGACUUCUUAUAUCUCUCUUCCAACAAUUUAAAUGGUGAACUCCCAUCCUCCAUCUGCAUGUCAGGCAUUCGUAUUCUUCUUCUCUCAAAUAAUACUUUGGAAGGAAGACUGCCACACUGCAUCGGAUCU